Molecule: messenger RNA, 1050 nt
Organism: Rotaria sp. Silwood1
Lineage: Eukaryota; Metazoa; Rotifera; Eurotatoria; Philodinida; Philodinidae
Source: the annotation of a GenBank genome assembly
AUGAGAGAAAGUACCGGCUAUAAACGAGAUAUCAUUCGCUAUCCAGUAGUACAAAAGACUCAGUCAACACCUGUUACUUAUUCUCCUAAACCAUUGGAUCUAUAUAGCUUGCAAAUGGUAACAACUAACGAUGAUUGGGAUAUUGUCAGUAUCACCAGUGAAGCAAUAACUGAAGCUGAAAUAGCAAUUAGAAAAGCAAUUGUCUCUGCCACUAUUUCGGAACAAUACUCCGUCAAUCUGGACAAAGACAUCAAUGUACAUAAAGAACAAAAUAAAUCUAUUGCAACACAACAACAAAUUCAAAUUAAUUUUCAACAAGAAUGUUCGGAACAACUACCAAUGAUAUUAAAAGGUUUGAAACCAAGUGUACAAGAAGCCAAAUUAAAAAAUACUUUAUACGCUCAUGAUAUUUUGAAAAUGCAAGUAGAUAACGAUGAUAAAUUGCGCAUACCUAAAGAAUGGAGUGAUCAAAAAGAAGGAUGCAACUUAGUUGAAAUUCCUAGGAAUGAUCCUACCUUCACUCGUAUUGAAAACAGUAUGAAAGAAACUAUGAAUAAUGUGAAAAUCGAUAAAAUCGAACGAGUGCAAAAUGUACGCAUGUGGAAUCAUUAUGUGUUUCGUCGUCGAGAACUUAGAAAAGAACUGAGUAUUAUGCCUAAUUUACAAAUUGAAAUAGAACUAUUUCAUGGAACGAGAACGACACCACCAAGUGAAAUUUACAAUGGUGAAUAUAGUUUCGAUAUGACAUAUAGUACAAGUGGUAUGUGGGGUAUCGGUACAUACUUUGCUAAAAAUGCUUCAUAUUCUGGCGGCAGCUAUGCUUAUCAAUUACCGAAUGGAAAACGCCAAGUAUUUUUAGCCCAAGUUUUAACAGGAGACGUAUAUGAUUGCCAGAAAGAUCCAUCUUUGCGUCGACCGCCGAAGAAAAAUGAGACAGUGUCUGGUCCACGAUAUAACAGUGUAUCAGGCGAUACAGGAGGCAGUAAAGUUUACAUUGUGUAUGAAAAUCGUGUGGCUUAUCCAACCUAUUUGAUUACUUUCACUUUAUAA